Protopolystoma xenopodis is the source of this 1606-nucleotide messenger RNA. The record is from the annotation of a GenBank genome assembly. NCBI's taxonomy places the organism in Eukaryota, Metazoa, Platyhelminthes, Monogenea, Polystomatidea, Polystomatidae.
UAUUAUUGUCGAUGGUUUCAAGUCUUAUUGUAAAAGAACUGAAAUAUGUGGAUUUGAUACCCAGUUCAACGCGAUUACAGGAUUGAAUGGCUCCGGAAAAUCAAAUAUACUCGACGCUAUAUGCUUCCUACUUGGCAUUACUAAUUUAUCGCACGUCAGAGCAUCUAAUCUUCAAGAAUUGGUUUAUAAAUCAGGUCAAGCUGGAAUAACUAAGGCUACUGUUAGUAUCAUUUUCGACAAUCUAGACAAGUCGAAAUCACCCUAUGGGUAUGAGCAAUUUGAUGAACUGACCAUCACGCGUCAAAUUGUCGUUGGUGGUAAAAAUAAAUAUCUUAUCAAUGGAAACAAUGCUACUAACACUCGUGUUCAUGAUUUGUUCUAUUCGAUACAGUUGAACGUGAAUAAUCCACACUUUUUAAUCAUGCAAGGACGCGUCACUAAGGUCCUAAAUAUGAAACCUCCAGAAAUUCUUUCUUUACUUGAGGAGGCGGCGUGCACUAAAUUGUAUGAACAUAAAAAAGAGGCUGCCUUAAAAACAAUUGAAAAAAAGGACAGCAAACUUAGGGAAAUUGAUAGGGUUUUGAGAGAGGAUAUUAAUCCAACUUUAACCAAACUAAGAGAAGAAAGAAGCAGCUAUCUAGAAUAUCAAAAAGUUGUUAGAGAAAUAAAUCAUCUUACCAAAUUUAUUGUUGCAUAUGAUUAUCAUUGCCUUGAUGAAGCUCGAAAAAGAUCUAAAGAUGAUCAAAAAUCUUUAGAAGCUUCUUUACAAGCACAACAAUCCGAAAUUGAAGAGCUGAAAGAGUCGCGCAUCAAAAUUGAGGAUGAAAUUAAAAAGCUUUGCAUGGAAAGAGAUAAGCUUCUUGGCGAUGAGCUUAAGAGUCUUGAAGCAAAGGUUGUGGAUUGUCAAAAGACUGAUGCUGUAUCCAAAGGAUGCCAUGUUCGGGCGAACGAAGCUUUGAAAACCACUCGUUCCCGCGUUAUUUCUUUGGAAAAGCAGGUAUCUGAUCAUCAAAACCAGUUGGAGACAAAGAAAUCAGAAGCCCAAUGUGCUUUAGAUAGUUUUAAAUCAGCUCGAAAGGAUUCAGAACAGGCUAAAGCGAAUUUAGAAAAUGCUAAAAAAAGGCUCCAGGCUGUUAGCUCUGGCCUUUCUGGAAGUUCAGACGGAGUUUCAGCCAGUCUUGAAGAGCAGGCACGUCGCGCUGAUGGUGAAAGAUGUGUAGCCCAGACUAAUCUCGAGGCUCUCGAAAUGCGCCGUUCACACGUUUUGUCUGAGAUCAAGAAGCAAGAGGCAGUAGUUGCUAAAAUAUGGCCAUCUUCUGGUCAAUUAUCUUCAGAAGAAACUAAGCAACGGCAGCUCUCAGAGCGGAUCGUCAUUCUGUAUUAUCUCGAAAUUCUCGUGAAAUGCGCAAUCGAUAAAUUGCAUCAAUUUCCUCAGCUUGAAUUUCGCUUUAAUGAUCCUGAGCCAAAUUUUGAUCGUCGGAGAGUCUACGGUCCUGUAGCCAAACAAUUUACACUAAAAGAUCCGAAGUUUGCCACAGCAAUUGAGGUCACAGCAGGUGGCAAGGCAAGUACUAUUCAUAGUUAUGAUAGAGUUCAAUUUGUUUAA